Molecule: messenger RNA, 2347 nt
Organism: Aethalodelphis obliquidens (Pacific white-sided dolphin)
Lineage: Eukaryota; Metazoa; Chordata; Mammalia; Artiodactyla; Delphinidae
Gene: ZNF414
Product: zinc finger protein 414
Exons: 8
Coding region: 987-2246 (419 amino acids)
Source: RefSeq, a predicted model, not a curated record
CGUCAGAACUAAGUGCAUUGAAUAUUUUGACGGCCACUGCCAAUUUCCCUCCAAAGACGAGGCUCUCUAAACACGACCUCUUCAAAAAAGAGAACCGCUGUUUAUCCCCUUUCGAGAUUCUUUGCACCCCACGACUGCCCUCGGCUUGCAAAUCCACCACGGCGCACGCUCCGCCAUCCAGGACAAUCCCGGAUCUCAGGCCCCGCCUCCUCGCGGAGCACUGUGCACGGGCCCUCCUCCGUUCUCGCGAGACCUGGGAGGCGAAAAAUGGCGCCGACGUGAGCGCGAGCUUGCGGCCACCGAAGGAGUCACCGCAGCCUUAGCUGGAGCUGCCGGAGCCGCGGGAACAAGAAGCCGAACCAGGCCGAGGAUGGUGAGCGCGGCGCCGGGGACGCGGACGCGGCGAACCAGCGGGGACUGGCGGGGAGCGGCCCUGUAGGGCACAUAGCCUCCGGCCGACCCCGCCCCCACAUCCGGGCACUCGCCCGCCGCUGGCUGUCACUCGGGGAGCACCCUACCCCCUACUUCUGGGCCUGGUUUCGACUGGGCUACGCCCACAGGGCUCGAGCACCGCCCCAGAUCUUCAUACGGCCGGGGCCCCAGCACUUCCAGUUCGCCUGCACAGCUCGAGCCCAGCUGGUAGAUAUAUCUCCGUCCUCGAACAACCCACUCGGCCACUUUUGACCCCUCCAGCAUCUUCCUAUCCGCGCCCGGUUCAGAGCCCCGCCUUUGCCCCGGCCACUCCCUAUGGGCCACGCCCCUGCCUUGUAGGGGACCUCCCACCUUUCCAAGUUAGGGUCAAAGGCAUGCUUCUUUUAUAUAGAUGAUUCUUAAAAAGGUACCCCCUUCUACAUUUGGAACACCUCCAAGCUCCCUCCCAGAGGAUGGGGACACAGGAGGCAGGAGCUCUAUCCACCCUCACCCCCUGCCACUCCUUAGGAUGGGGGCUGACUGGGUGACGUCUCCGGGGCAUUUGCUGCUUCAGGAUGCCCAGUGGUCUUGGCGGGGUGGAGUUCCCCUGGCUGGCCCAGGCAGACCCUGGGCCCAGAGGGGUUCUCCCCACCUCUUCCUUCCACCAGGAGGAGGAAACCUCGGGUCCCAGCCCGGACAUGCCGGGCACUGCAGAGCCCAGCUCCAGUGAGACCGACAAGGAGGUGUCCCCAGUUGUGGCUGCUGUAGCCACUUCCUCUUCCAUGGGGGAGGAGCCAGGCUCUGACCAGGCAGCCACACCCCCAGUGUGGGAACGUGGAGGGCUUGGAGGGACCCAGCAGGGUGCCUCCCCAGCCCCAGACAGUGGCCAUGCUGGCCCUGGACCCGGCCUUGGCCUGACCAGCACUGUCUCCGGAACCAGUGAGGACCUGCGGCCUCCCAGACGACGCCCACCACCAGGGAAGCAGAUACCCUGCUCCAGCCCUGGCUGCUGCCUCAGUUUCCCCAGCGUUCGAGACCUGGCACAGCAUCUGCGUACCCACUGCCCACCCACACAGUCCCUGGAAGGCAAGCUCUUCCGCUGUUCCGCCCUGAGCUGCACCGAGACUUUCCCCAACAUGCAGGAACUGGUGGCACACGGCAAGCUGCACUACAAACCCAAUCGCUACUUCAAGUGUGAGAACUGCCUCCUGCGCUUCCGCACGCACCGCUCCCUCUUCAAGCACCUGCAUGUUUGCGCCGAGCAUGCGCAGAGCCCAGCCCCGCCGCCACCCCCUGCCCUCGACAAGGAGCCACCAGCGCCCGAGCGCCCCCCGGAGUCCGACCCUGCGUUGGCGCCUGGGCUACAGUUCCCGCUGCUCGAGCCGUUCACGACCCCUGCCCCUGCCCCCACCGGGCCCUUCCUGCCGUACUUGAACCCCGCGCCUUUUGGCCUAAGCCCACCACGCCCGCGCCCCUUUCUGGCCGCCGCUCCCGGGCCGCCCGCCUCCAGCGCCGCAGUCUGGAAAAAGAGCCAAGGUGCCGGCGGCAGCCCGCGAAGACCCCAGGGCGGCUCCGAUACGCCCUCAGGGCACGCGGCCCCGAGCCGCAUCGUGUGGGAGCACACGCGCGGCCGCUACUCGUGCAUGCAGUGCGCCUUCUCCACGGCCUCGCGGCCCGCCAUGACCCUACACCUGGAGGACCACCGCCCCAUCGCCCCUGCGGCCCCGGCGCCCGGGCAGCCGCGCCCUGACGCGCCGGCGGACCCGGCCCCGCUGGCACCCAAGGUGUCGCCGCUGCUGUCAGAGGGGGAGUGUCCGGUUUUCUCGCCGCUCUGAACCAUGCCGCGUUGCGGGUGGGCUGUGGGUAGUUUUGUAAUUUUAGGGGGGCCUGCGAUGGGCGGGGUGGCGGGACAAUAAAGGAGGCAGAUGAGCCAGCC